Messenger RNA from Physeter macrocephalus (sperm whale), 1353 nucleotides. It is a transcript of the gene CYLC2, whose product is annotated as cylicin 2. Gene Ontology annotation, molecular function: structural constituent of cytoskeleton. The record is from RefSeq and is a predicted model, not a curated record. NCBI's taxonomy places the organism in Eukaryota, Metazoa, Chordata, Mammalia, Artiodactyla, Physeteridae. Gene Ontology annotation, cellular component: nucleus.
AAAUCAUAGGUGGGGGAAAUGUCUGUACCAAGACUCCAAAAAAUAAACUUUGGGACAUAUGAUAAUUACAUCCCAGUCAGUGAAUUAAGUAAAAAAUCAUGGAAUCAGCAACAUUUUGCCCUGGUAUUUCCCAAACCACCACGGCCAGGAACAAGAAGGAGAUCAAAACCUUCCCAACUACAAGACAAAACAGUUCCUAGAUAUGAUGAAGACAAAUUAAGGGGAGCUCAUAAACCACCAUUAUGGAUGCACCGUUCUUUAAUGAGAAUUUCUGAGAGACCAUCUGUUUAUUUAGCUGCUAGGAGGCAGCCUCCACAGAAACCAGCUCGACACUCCAGGGAGGAUGCUAAAGAUGUAGCAAAACCUUUAUCUCCAUCAAUAAUUAAGAAAAGUAAGGAAGACAAGAAGGACAAAUCAGAUUCAGAAGCAGAGUCCACAGUUUCAGAGGAAAAACUUAGGAAAGGUUCAAAGAAAGAACCAGGAGCUAAAGAAGAGAAAGCAGAUGCAAAGAAAGAUGCCAAAAUAGAGAAAAAAGGUUCAAAGAAGGGCAAGGAGUCAGUUACAGAAUCUGAAGAUGAAAAAGCAGGUGCAAAAAAAGGUUCUAAAAAAUACAAGAAAGGUUCAAAGAAGGACAAAGACUCAGCUACAGAAUCAGAAGGUGAAAAAGGAGAUGAAAGGAAAGACUCUAAAGAAAAUAAGAAAGGGUUAAAGAAGGGCAAGGAGUCUGAUACAGAAACAGAAGGUGAAAAGGGAGAUGCAAAGAAAGAUUCAAAAAAAGAUAAGAAAGGUUCAAAGAAGGGCAAGGAGUCCAUUACAGAAUCAGAAGGUGAAAAAGGAGAUGCAAAGAAAGACUCUAAAGAAAAUAAGAAAGGGUCAAAGAAGGGCAAGGAGUCUGAUACAGAAACAGAAGGUGAAAAAGGAGAUGCAAAGAAAGAUUCCAAAAAAGAUAAGAAAGGUUCAAAGAAGGGCAGGGAGUCUGGUACAGAAUCAGAAGGUGAAAAAGGAGAUGCAAAGAAAGAUUCCAAAAAAGAUAAGCAAGGUUCAAAGAAGAGCAAGGAGUCCAUUACAGAACCAGAAGGUGAAAAGAAAGAUGGAAAGAAGGAUAAGAAAGGGAACAAGGAUUCAAAGAAACCUGGUGAGAAAGGAGAUGAAUCAAAGGACAAGAAAGAUUCAAAGAAGAAGGAGAGUAAAAAAGAUAAGAAAAAUGAAAAGCAGCCCAGUGAGGCAGAUAGUGAGUCAAAAGAUGCUGCCAAGAAAGAAAAGAAAGAUGCCAAGAAAGAGACUGACACAGAAUCUGCUGAGUCAAAGAAAGAUGCUAAGAGAGCAAAGAAAGAUGCCAAGAAGGGCAAGUAG